AUGGAAGCACUGUCCAUGCUGGGCAGCCCCAAGGCCCGCCACGAGACCUUCCUGCCCAACGGCAUGAAUGGGGUCAAAGCCACAGGUCGAGUCCCCAUUGGCGUGAUUGGAAGCGGUGACUUCGCCAAGUCCCUGACCAUCCGGCUUGUGCGCUGUGGGUACCACGUGGUCAUCGGGAGCAGGAACCCCAAGUUUGCCUCAGAAUUUUUCCCCCAUGUGGUUGAUGUCACCCAUCAUGAAGACGCGCUCACCAAGGCCAGCGUGGUCUUUGUGGCGGUGCACCGGGAGCACUAUGCCUCCCUCAGGGGCCUGAGGCCCCUCCUGGCCGGGAAAAUCCUGAUUGACGUGAGCAACAAUACGCGCAUCAACCAAUUCCCGGAGUCCAACGCCGAGUAUCUGGCGUCCCUGUUCCCCGACUCCCUUGUCGUCAAGGGCUUCAACGUGGUGUCUGCGUGGACCCUCCAAGGGGGCCCCAAGGAUGCCAGCAGGCAGGUCUACAUCUGCAGCAACCACAUCCAAGCUCGCCGCCAGGUCAUCGAACUUGCUCGCCAGCUAGACUUCAUUCCUGUCGACCUCGGGGCGCUGUCGUCGGCCCGAGAGAUCGAGAACUUACCGUUGAGGCUGUUCGCCCUGUGGAGGGGGCCAGUGGUGGUGGCCGUGAGUCUGGCCACAUUUUUCUUCCUCUACUCCUUCGUCCGCGACGUCAUCCACCCGUUCGCGAGGAACCAGCAGAGCGACUUCUACAAGAUUCCCAUUGAAAUUGUGAACCAGACGCUGCCCGUCGUGGCCAUGACGCUGCUGUCUUUGGUCUACCUGGCCGGUCUGCUGGCCGCCGCCCACCAGCUUUACUAUGGGACCAAGUACCGGCGCUUCCCGGAGUGGCUGGAGACAUGGCUGCAGUGCCGCAAGCAGCUCGGGCUGCUGAGUUUCUUCUUUGCUGCCGUCCACGUCGCCUACAGCCUAUGCUUGCCCAUGCGCAGGUCCGAGCGCUACCUCUUUCUCAACAUGGCGUAUCAGCAGGUUCACGCAAACAUUGAGAACUCCUGGAACGAGGAGGAAGUGUGGAGGAUCGAAAUGUACAUCUCGUUUGGGAUCAUGAGCCUGGGCUUGCUGUCCUUGCUUGCUGUGACGUCCAUCCCUUCUGUGAGCAGCGCUUUGAACUGGCGGGAAUUCAGCUUCAUCCAGUCUACGCUCGGAUAUGUGGCUCUGCUCAUCAGCACUUUCCACGUCCUCAUUUAUGGGUGGAAAAGAGCAUUUGAAGAGGACUAUUACCGGUUUUACACGCCUCCAAACUUUGUCCUCGCUUUGGUCCUGCCCUGUAUUGUCAUCCUGGGGAAGAGUGUCCUCCUGUGCCCGUGUGUGAGCAGGAAGCUGCGGAGUAUUAAAAGGGGCUGGGAGAGGAGCCAGUUUGAGGAAGACACCACGGGGACUGCUCAGCAGUUCUCUCCCCAGAGGGUCACGGUGAUGUGAUGAAGCAAAGUCCUGCUACCCAAGUGGUCCAUCUUCCCUCACCUCUGACUCAUCCCUCUGCCUCUGGAGUUGGGGAAAGUUGGCUGCCAGGUCCUGCCGGGGGCUGCUCCACCCAGUUACCAUUUGUUUCAUUCUUCUUCCUGAGUCUUGGAUUUCACUGGGCUGUCAGCUGUUUGGGAGUAAGCGAAGAACCAGGAAUAGGGUUGGAAUUUCAGCGUCGUUCCGUCGUCACCUUGGUCAUCUUCGCCUUCGUCGUCAUUGCUUUCAUCGUCGUCGCCGUCCCUGUCAUUACCGAGCUCCUCAUCAUCGUCAUCUCUGGUGCUGUUGCCCAAGCGAUGGUCGCAGCGAGGUCAGAGCUCGUGCUGCUGCCAAGGAUGCCCUUGCCUGAGAAGGGAGGUGAAAAACCAGCCCGUCUAGUCACCUUUAAAGAUGUUGCUGUGUUCCAGACAUGGAGGUAUUUCUACCCAUAGGCCAUCCCACCAGGAACUGGAAUUCCUUGCCUGAGACCAUUCCAGCUGCCCAGCAGAAAGCCAGGUCAUUAGUACGGAAUAGGAACCGGGGGCAUUCUGUACGCUGGCCCAUUCCACCCUCCUGGAUACCCUCUGGCCUGACCUGCCGGUGUCCAGGAAGCUGGGAGAGGGGCAUGUUGUAUGUCUGCUUGCCGGCAGCCCAGGGGCACAUUGCUCAGAGAUGCCAUCACAGCCUUCCCAAUCUCCCACAAAGCUAGAUCAUUUGGCCUGGCUGGCCAGUCAACAGAGGGGCUGACAACACCCAGACGGUGGUCUGGUCUGGUCUAGUCUGAUCGGGGCAAAGCCCGAUCAUGGUGAUGGACGGUGCCUCUCUGGGAAGGCAGAGGCUGGCCAAGAGCUUGGGCUCCUCUGGCUCUUAUUCUUCCCAGGAAGGGUCUAUGGCCCCCCUCCCAAACAUGGGGCCCCCUCCCCCAGCACAGGAUCCUCCCUUCCCCAGCACAAAAACCCCCUUUCCCAGGGCAGGACCCAAGGCCCCAGCCUUCUGGAGUCAGGCAAGGAAUUGGGUUCUCAAGAGCAGCCCCAUCAACAAUACCCCUCAACAGCAGCCCCAUCCCUAGCAGUGGCUCUUCGGCACCCGGCUCCAAGACCCCGAGCCCCGGAUCAUUGCCACUGAGAGAGGCACUGCCGCUUUCUCUCCAGCACAGCCAGGGUCUAAGAGAAAAGCCCCCAAUCUCACCACAGCUGUGGGCCUUGGGCACCACAUGCCAGCCACAAGCCUUCUGGGCAUCCCUGAAACAGAUGUAUUUCCUGUCUCCUGGGCAGAAUCAGAACUGAAAAAUAUCCGCAGGCCAUCUCCACAACUCAUGAGCCCCUGAACCCUCCCCCUUCUCUCCAUCCUCCCCACCCAGGCCUUUGCUCUUGCAGCGUGGCCGUGUUCUGGGCACGGUACCAGUCUGAUGUUCAGCUCCCCCUGGCCCAUGCCUGCUGAAACACUGAGGGCUGGUGCGCCUCAGGAGGGGCUCCUCGCUGACCAAAAUUUCUCACUGAAGCUCACGGGCUCUCUCAGCCAGUGACGACCGAGGGCAGCAGAGAUGUGAGCUGCUGCCAAGGGUCAGUGGAGCUGGUUCCUUUGACGGUUUCCCUGAGCUCCGGCUUCGCGAGUCGGCCUCCCAAGGCCCGGCUGCUCUCCACUCUCCAGUGGGAACUGCAGGCCCAGCUGGGUUUGUUGGAGACCAGGGGUUGGUUCUCAGGCCCUCAUCAAAUUUUUCUCUCAUAUUUACUCAUGAACUCAGUCAUCCCUGUGGCUGUCCAUAGGUAAGGACCCAUUCGGUCUCAGAAAAAAAUAGGAAGUGUAAAAUAGCCCAUUGGCUUCUGACUCUCUAGUCAAAUUGGAACCAAAGUUGUGUUUGGGGUGACUCACGAGGUCCAGUGACACAUGUAAUUUGAGAUCUCCGGGGUUGCUCAGUGGGGAAGGUUGCUUCAUUUUUGUAGGUUUUUUUGAGGUUAAAUCAUUUUCAGAAAAAUUACGCCCUUCCCAAAGAUGGUUGUACAUUCCAAUGUUGCCUUUCUGGCUGGAUGUGAUUAUAGAGGAAGACUGCUGGAAAAUCAUGUGGUGAGAAUUGCUGAAUGUUUCCGAGACCCAUUUCUCCUGGCACAUCCCAGGAGAAACAGACAAUUUUCUGGAAAUUUUGAAAUUCCUUGGGCUUCAGGCUUUUGCAGGAACCAGAGCGAUUCAUCCUCACAGGAAAUAAGCCGAGACAAUAGUGGCUGCUCAGAAAGGGAUUGGGGUUGGUGUAUGCGGCGGGGACGGGGUUGGAUGAAGUGGGUGGAUUGCUGUGCCUCUGGACUCUAGGGGUGGGGCACACCAUUGAGGCUGGGUCCACUUUUCUAAGGAUGUGUACAGAGCAAGUCCUCUUGGAAGGAUAAACGGAUUCCAUUUGUUAUAUUUAGCCGAGUCAUUAUCUGCUGUUUGUGCUACACAUGGGAGUCCCUAUCGAUCAAAUUCUCUUGCCAAACCGAGCAACCGCUUUAUCACCAGUGGGCGUGGUCUCGUUACUUGGGAGAUGUUAUCCCGGUAGAAAACAGACAGCUAUUGGGAAGAUGGGCAGUGCCAAGGUCCAUCAGGAAACCGGGCUUUCCGGCAUCAAAUGAGUAGGGAGUGGGAAGCCCGAAGGCUGCAGGAAUGGGAGCUGGUACUUUCCUGGAAGGUGGUACAGUGUGACCGGAGCAUCAUGGUAGCGUUUGUCUGAGCUGUGCCCCCUUUGAGGGGCAAGAGUAGCAGCCUCUUUUUACUGAAUGAGUGCCACAGUGCCAUGCUGUGUUGUUGCCUGCAUUGCAGUGCUGCGAUGUUGCAGUGCUGCAGUGGGUGCUACAGAUGAUGGUUCAGAAAACACUGCCCCAUGUUGAACAGCUAGACAUGGUGUCUGGGGCCUGUGAGCUGUGAUUUCCUUUCCAGUAUCAGAGCAAAUGCUGUACCCCUCAUCCUUUCCCUUUCCUCUAAGGGUUAAUUAACCAUGGCUACCGAAUCAGUCCUGGUGUCCCAUUCUCGUCUGGAAAAUGUACAUUCUACCGAGCAUAAAACAUCCUAACACUCCAGAGUUUUCUUUAUUAGCAUCUCAGUUUGUGACUGUGUUAGUUUCAGCUGCUCUGUGCGUGAUCCAGACUGAGUUUGUGGUGCGUCGGCCGGAAAAGGGGUGGCCGUGUUGAUGCGGGUUGGUGAUUCCUUUCUGGGAAAUUUGGUGUGUGUUUAGGGGGCUCUCAGCCAUCAGGAGGAGAAUGGCCGGGCCCCAGUGAGGUUGGACAGCAGGAGGGGCCCGCUGUUAGCUGGGCAGAAGACGGCCCAAGGGAAGUUCAGAGACUACUGAGGUGCUUAAACAGCCCCAAACAGGGAGAAACAUGAACAAACACAUGAACGUGUGGGCAACGAUUCAAGCCGAAGGGCCCAGUGAGCCUGGAGACGCCGAGAAACAGGACCAUCGGGAUGGGAUCAUCGACAGAGCAGCCUGCUCCUGGCCCACAGGGGAUCGGAACCUAGGCCCCAGCACAGCGCUGCCACCCCCAGCCACUUGGGAGGGGUCCUCAAUUGGUCACGUCCGGCCGAUACGAGACUGUGCCCCUCCUGUGGCGUUUGUCUCCUUGAACGGUCCUAAUGCUUGGAGCCGGUCAUGUGGCUGUUACUUGGUUGACCGGGACUGUCCGAGUUCAGUAGUUGUAAAGCUACACGUGGGUCCCCCAUUCUGCUUGGCACAGAUCCAAUAAAGGGUUCAAUCAACUACAA
Molecule: messenger RNA, 5217 nt
Organism: Tachyglossus aculeatus (Australian echidna)
Lineage: Eukaryota; Metazoa; Chordata; Mammalia; Monotremata; Tachyglossidae
Gene: STEAP2
Product: STEAP2 metalloreductase
Exons: 4
Coding region: 1-1470 (489 amino acids)
Biological process (GO): copper ion import
Cellular component (GO): endosome; plasma membrane
Molecular function (GO): cupric reductase (NADH) activity; ferric-chelate reductase (NADPH) activity
Source: RefSeq, a predicted model, not a curated record